GAAUGCUCUGACUGUCUACAUCGACACAUUUUACCACGAAGUGGAUGUUUUACUGGAGCAUUUCACUCAGAGUUCCUAUGGGGCAUUCAGCAUGAAGAACCUUUUAAAGUCAGUGAAAGCCAUCUGCUACAACCUGGCCAAAGUGGAGACUGUGGAGAUCACAAAGACUUUGGAGAAACUUCAGCGCAAUGUUUCUGAGCUGGCAAGUCCUAGCUCAAAGAUUCAGGGCAUGUACGGCAAGUCCCAGGACAGGGAAACACAAGAUGCUAUCAAUGUGGCUCUGAGGUGCUCUCUAGUGGAUGACCUCAAGGAGACCGUGGACCAGCUUGUGGAGGCGGUCAAGCGGCUGGUCAAGAUGUACUGCCAGACUUUUCUCACAGACUUCUUUUUGGGGUCUUCUGUUGUUAUACCACACGAUCACCUAGAAGUUGUCCAGCUGCAGGAAUACCUCAUUGUCUGUCUCUCAUCUGCUCACCGCAUCCCAGCCGCCUGGACCAACCAGUUUGAGGACUACAAGAUAGUCUGCAGCCUGUACCAUGGGACCAAGAGACUGGCACCAGACAUCAGCACAUCUCUGAAGGCUCUCUCCAGAGGUCUCUGUGAGAGGAUCUGCUGGGAUGAAUGGCUGCAGUUUGACAAGGUUCACCUCUGUACACUUCCCCGGGAGACCAGACUGUGCCUCAUGCUCUGUGGGACUCGCAGUACCAUUGGAGCAGGGGAAAAGGCCACAGACAAGGCCUCAGACAAAGGGGAAGCCUCGUCGGAAGGCAAGAAAGUGACAUAUCCUCUAGGGGCAGCAGCCAUCCAGCUCUUUAAUGAGAAAGGGUACCUGAACCAGGGUGCACAGCUGGUCCCCCUGAUGAUGGGUGUCAGUUCGGAUCCCAUCAUGCCAUCCUGCAAGACCCUACUCCCAGACUCGGUACUGGUACAGGUAAACCUGCCAGACUUUGAGAGGACAAUCUUCUUUCCGGAGCCCUUAAAUGCAGCCACCAGCCCAACAAGAUCAUUUGACCUUCUGGCGCCACAACUUCGCACCAUGGUGACCAAUGUCAUGGAGAAGGAGUCUUGUCUCUCGUUUUCUGCAGAAGAGCUGGAGAUUCUGUGGACAUACCGACACUACAUGACAGCCCAUCCUUCGCUGCUGCCACGAAUUCUGCAGGCCGCCAUCAGCUGGGACUGGGCCAGCCUCUCAGAGAUCUACGCGCUGCUGCGAGUGUGGAAGCCACUCCGUCCCAUCCAGGCGUUCGAGUUGCUGCUGCCCCAGUUCCCGGAUCUGCGGGUGAGACAGUUUGCCGCGGACAGCUUGAACAAGAUCCCAACAGAUGACCUCAUUGAUUUCCUGCCACAGAUGAUUCAGGGUUUAAAGUUUGAGAGCUACCACAACUCCCCACUGGCCAAGCUGCUGCUCGAGCAGUCAUGCAAGAGUCCCAGGUUCGCUCACCAGUUUUUCUGGCUUCUCAAAGGAGCUGCCUCCCAAGAUGCAACAUACAAGCGGCGAUACGAGCUGAUGUUUGUGGCCCUGGCCAGUGUGGCUGGGGAUGCUCUCUACCAGGAGUUCAAGAAGCAGGAGGAGCUGGUGAAGAUCAUGACCUCUGUGGCAGAGAAGGUCAAGGAAGCCAAAGACAAGGAUGUGACCUUGAAGCAAGAACUAGUUUCUCUUCAUCAAAUGGUUGAACGGAAGGGCAGGCUACUCUUGCCCUACAACCCAAGUGUAGAAGUUGUGGGCCUUGACAUGAAGUCAUGCUCCUAUUUCACCUCUAAUGCCUUCCCGCUGAAACUGGUUUUCAAGAACUCCAACCCAAGGGCAGACUCUCACUACGUCAUUUACAAGGUUGGCGAUGACCUCCGGCAGGAUAUGCUGACACUUCAGAUGAUCCGGAUCAUGGAUAACUUGUGGCUGCAGCAAGGUCUUGACCUCAAAAUGAUUACAUUUGCUUGUCUGGCGACAGGGCCUAAGAAGGGUGUCAUAGAGCUGAUCACAGAGUCUGAAACUCUUCGCAAGAUACAGGUGUCCUGUGGGGUGACUGGAUCCUUCAAAGAUCGGCCAAUCAAAGAAUGGCUACAGAAGCACAACCCGACAGAACUGGAAUAUAAGAAGGCUGUCGAGAACUUCACCUACUCCUGUGCCGGCUACUGUGUGGCCACGUAUGUGCUGGGUGUGUGUGACAGGCACAACGACAACAUAAUGCUGAAACAGUCCGGCCAUAUGUUCCACAUUGACUUCAGCAAAUUCCUAGGAGAUUCUCAGAUGUUUGGCUCCUUUAAGAGAGACCGAGUCCCUUUUGUCCUGACCUCUGACAUGGCCUAUGUGAUCAACGAUGGCGCCAGACCGGGACACAAGUUCCAGCACUUCAUCGACCUGUGUUGCCAAGCUUUCAACAUUCUGCGCAAACAUGCAGACUUGUUCCGCAGCUUGUUCAUCUUGAUGAUCAGGUCAGGGAUCCCAGGUGUCACAGAGCAUGCUGUCCAGUAUGUACAGACCACACUUCUACCUGGAUGCUCCGAGGCUGAGGCUACCGCCACCUUUACCAGAAUGAUUGAGGAAUCCAUGAAGUCUGUGUUCACUCAGUUCAACUUCUUUAUCCACAACCUGGCCCAGCUGAAGUUCUCCAGCCACAGUGAGGGGGCACUCCUCUCCUUCGUACCCAAGGCCUACAGUGCUGCAUCUGAUGGGAAGAUCUCAUCCGUGGAACUGUUUGGCUACCAGAAGAGAUACACACCAGAGAAACACUAUAUUUUUAUCCUAAAAAUCGAGAGAGAAAACCAGAAGGUGCCGACUUACAUCUUCCGUCACUUCUCGGAGUUUGUGGAGCUUCGGGACAAGCUGAAUUACAUCUUUCCACUACUGUCUUGGCCCAACUUCUCCACCAGAGUGGUCAUUGGGCGGAGCAACAUCAAAUCAGUCGCGGAGAGUAGGAAGACAGAGAUUGCAAACUUUCUUCGUUUCCUUUGGGGUAAAACUGCAGAGAUCUCCCAGUGUGAGCUGGUGUACACUUUCUUCCACCCACUGCUGAGGGAUGAGCAAGAGGCGGAGAAGGCAAAGCUGAACAUGACCAAACUGAGAGAACCACUGAUCCACCGGAGCACCAACGUGGGCAACUCUGGCAUCCAGGGGGAGAUCAAACUGUCCAUCCAGUUCAAGAAGAAUGCCCUGCAGGUGAUGGUGAUGCAUGUCCGAGGACUGGCAGAGGGAUCCCAGUUGCCAAGUCCAUACGUGAAGACAUACUUGUUGCCAGAUCCUGACAAACAGACAAAACUCAAGACCAAGACCGUGAAAAAUACCAGCCACCCGACAUUCAAUGAGUUGCUUCAGUAUGAGGUGCCCCGACAAGAGAUUGUCUACCGUCUGCUGCAGGUGUCUGUCUGGGACCGGGACAUGCUCAAGGAGAACAACUUCCUGGGAGCUGUCUACAUCAAGCUGCGGGAUCUGGACCUCGACAAGGACAAUGUCGGGUGGCAUCGACUGGGCCGCAUUCAAAUGCCGAACUGA
Molecule: messenger RNA, 3490 nt
Organism: Candidula unifasciata
Lineage: Eukaryota; Metazoa; Mollusca; Gastropoda; Stylommatophora; Geomitridae
Source: the annotation of a GenBank genome assembly